AGUAGUGGUACUGUGAUGCGUCGCAAGGAGCUACCUCUAACUGACAGCGGUCGAGGCAGAGGUUUAAUAGCGAAUAGAGCAAAUCAACAGCAACGUAGAAUGCAAGGCCUUAAAAGUCAACUACCGAGAAGUUAUUCCUCUCCCGCUCCACAAAAUGAGACAAGCCCUCGGAGUAGUCAGAGCAAGGGCGUCGUCAUGAGGAGUUUUUCGUCACCUGAACCGAAACCAUCGAGUAGCAGACGAAAUUCUGAAUCAUUUUAUAGACCAGACUCUCAAGGUUCGAGGAGCGAACUGGACUCUGAUUUGGAGCAUUUUGAACAAUUUGAAGAAUGCUUAAUGGAUAUUGAUGCGGAAGCUGACGAAGUAUAUGAACAAUAUCAGCGAAGUCCCGAGAGAGAAAGACCGAAACGAGUAGUCACUACGCUCCUACCUGGCAGUGGCCUCCAUAAAAUUACAAUUAGACCAAUUUGUUCUAACGCAACCCAAGGCCAAAAUAGUGUUCAAGAAGCUUGUAAAUCGUUGAAAAAGGCUGAAAAUAAAAAAAUUUCUCGCCUAAGUUUUCGUCCCCUCAUCCUGAAAAUGCCAACUCAAAAUAUUCAUCAUUCUGACUCGGAGCACUCUAUAGGUAUUGAGGAGUUGCAGUCAUCGCCACAGCUUGACCUAGAAGUAUUAGAACUGGACAGAGAAUUUGACAAGGGAGAGGAACACUUAAAUAAAGAUAUCGCAAUAGCAGUUGCGGAAAACGAUACUGAGGUACGUUCAGAAGAGUCCCUCCUUUCACCGGGAAAGACAGCAAAAACUUCACGAUGGAUACCAGAAUUCACCUUGGAUGGCAGCAACAGCUUAAAGUCCAACGGCAGCGCCAAGGACCUGGCCUCUGUAAUGGAGAACCUGAAGAAGAGCAGUCUCGCCCGCCAGAACCAGACUCUCAACACACAGGUCACAAGCUCUUUAAAACAACAAAUGGUGUCUAGCACAACGUCAAGCAGCGCGGUCACGAGCCAGCGGGUGCAGAGCUCGUCACAGCGUGCUAGUUCCAUGAAGUCAGACCUCACAGAACUAAAAAGUUCGAUUUCUGAAAUGAAAACACUCAGCAAUUCGGCUUUAAAUUUCGGACAAAGAUUGAGAAGCUCGAUGGAGAACAUUGUAGAUCAAGAUGACAUAAAGGAACGACAUAUUUCUGACAUACGAGAUCUCAGUGAUAUGGGAGAUAUUGGCGAUAUUAGUGACAUGAAUGAUUUGGCAGGAGAUGGCCCUUUAGUUACCUUUCCAGAAUCAGACACGCCGCCACCUGACAAACAAUGUCUAUUAGCUAGCAACGCUACAUCCGUAGGAACUAAUGCCGCGAAUGAGUUAAAAUACAGUGCAGCCCGAAUGACUUCGGCGAGCUCUACACGAGUUGUAACGGACGGAUACAGUGCAUCAAAAUCAGAAGCUAACAGCACAAGGAUGCGCCGGCUACAACACGGGGAUAUGCAAUACGCGGAACGCAGUGCUGCUGGAGCUUCACAUAGACUUUUACAAGCUGAGGGGUUAACUGCGGAACAAAAUGCUGCAUAUCAUCAAGAAAAGCGAUCGUUACAAGCUGGAGAAGUAACAGCUCAGGAAGCGAAUAACAUGUCUGCAACAAGUUCGCGGCUACAAACGGAGGCAUUCAGUGCAGAGAAGAAGGCAAUGGCUUCAUCGCAAGCACGACAAACUGUCACAUCAAGCGGCAUAUUUAGUCAUAAGGAACACUCAAGUGUUGCACAUUCAAAUAUGACCAUAUCGAGCAAAAAUUUAACUACAAAAUCAACUCUUUUAUCCUCACAGAUGAGUCAAUUGUUGAAUGGAACCGUUAAGCCCGGUGAUGAGGACUUAUCAAACUUAACAUUUGAAGAUUUAGAUAAAUUAGAUGCUAGUUCGAACCAAAAAGAUGUCGAAACAGCAAUACAAAAAUAUUCUCACCGUGUGAACGCAUUUAUAACUGCUGUAAAAAAUAAUCAAAUAGAUUUAAAAAACGCAUGCACACACUUUAACAAACUAAAUGAAAUGCUGAGGAGAGCAUGGGCAGUGCCGACAUACGGACACGAAUUGGGUUACUCAUUAUGCAACACAUUGCGAACUUCUGGUGGCCUGGAUAUAUUGAUGGCCAACUGCUUAGAAUCAAGUAAUCCUGAUUUACAAUUUUGUUCAGCAAAACUUCUCGAGCAAUGCCUUACUACGGAAAACAGAGCUCACGUUGUAGAAAACGGACUUGAAAAAGUCGUGAAUGUCGCUUGUGUAUGUACAAAACACGCAAACUCCGUAGAUCACUCAAGAAUAGGUACUGGAAUUUUGGAACACUUGUUCAAACACAGCGAAGGCACAUGUAGCGACGUUAUUAAGCUAGGUGGCUUAGACGCAGUUUUAUUCGAAUGCAGGAAAAAUGACAUUGAAACUCUUCGACACUGCGCCACGGCGCUUGCUAAUCUUUCGCUAUAUGGUGGUGCAGAAAAUCAAGAAGCAAUGAUAAAAAGAUCAGUACCGAUGUGGCUGUUCCCUCUUGCUUUUCACAAUGAUGAUAAUAUUAAAUACUAUGCUUGUUUAGCUAUCGCUGUUUUAGUAGCGAACAAGGAAAUAGAAGCCGCCGUCCUAAAAUCUGGUACUCUCGAUCUAGUAGAACCAUUCGUUACAACACACAAUCCAUCCGAGUUUGCUCGCUCUAAUUUGGCACAUGCUCAUGGUCAGAGCAAAAACUGGUUGCAAAGGUUAGUUCCCGUAUUAAGUUCAAAAAGAGAAGAAGCUAGGAACCUCGCCGCAUUCCACUUUUGUAUGGAAGCUGGAAUAAAGAAACAACAAGGUAACACAGAAAUCUUUAGGGAAAUCGGAGCUAUAGAGUCAUUGAAAAAAGUCGCCAGCUGUCCUAAUGCGGUGGCAUCGAAAUACGCCGCUCAAGCAUUAAGACUCAUAGGAGAGGAAGUACCUCACAAACUGUCGCAACAAGUUCCUCUUUGGUCAAUAGAAGAUGUACGAGAAUGGGUGAAGCAAAUAGGUUUUUCCGAAUACGCCAAUAACUUUUACGAAAGUCGAGUGGACGGAGACUUAUUGUUGCAAAUAACAGAAGAUAAUCUCAAAGAAGACAUUGGAUUACAUAAUGGAAUCAAACGUAAAAGAUUCACCAGAGAACUUCAACAGUUAAAGAAAAUGGCAGACUAUAGUUCACGUGACACUGGCAGUCUAAACGAAUUCCUACAAGGCAUUGGGCCCGAAUACACAAUAUAUACAUAUUCCAUGCUGAAUGCUGGUGUGGAUAAGGAAUCGAUUCGAGGGUUAAGUGAUGAACAACUAGAAGUUGAAUGUCGGAUAGUUAAUAGCAUACACCGACUCCGAAUCCUGAACGCAAUACGAGCCUACGAAAACAAUUUGCUCAGUAAAGGCGAAGAGAAUAUGGAAAAGAAAUUGGACGUGUUUGUAAGCUAUCGUCGGUCAAACGGUUCACAAUUAGCGAGUUUGUUGAAAGUGCAUCUGCAAGUGCGAGGUUUUACUGUGUUCAUCGAUGUGGAAAGGUUAGAAGCGGGCAAAUUCGACAAUAACCUACUCCGAAGCAUACGGCAAGCAAAGCACUUUUUAUUGGUCCUUACACCAAACGCCCUUGAAAGAUGCAAGCAUGACACAGAACAAAAAGACUGGGUUCAUCGGGAGAUAGUGGCAGCGUUGCAAUCACAGUGCAAUAUUGUACCAAUUAUCGACAACUUUGAAUGGCCAGAACCUGAAGAGCUACCCGAAGAUAUGCGUGCCGUGUGUCACUUCAACGGCGUACGCUGGAUACAUGACUACCAAGACGCCUGCGUUGAGAAACUUGAGAGUUUUCUUCGCGGUAAAUCCAACCUUGCAAAUAGGUUGGAAGGUGCACUUAGGAGUCGUGGUGACGUGCCGACGCCCGGCACGGCUACCAUCGGUCGCGGUCCGCCUAACUAUCAACGUAUGCACUCUAGCGAAAGUAGAGGCAGCGAUAAAGCAGAUUGACUAGAAACGUUACACACUCUGCCUCCAGUAAGACCGAGAAGAAGCCGGCAGUCAUCAGUAGAAAAAGCUUUGGCAAACUCACAAAAUUGUGAUCAAUCAACAAGCAGUAGUAGCAGCACCUCCAAAACAAAUUCGCCUGUUAAAACUUUAUACAGUGUUCCUGAAAGACUAUCUGAAAGUAAUGAUACUGUAGACACAAAAGAAUUACAUGAAAAUCUCAAUAGAAAAUACAUUUGUCCUGUCUGCGAAAACCCUGUAGAUUCCUAUGAACAUACACAGAUGUCUCUACCCGCACCCUUAGAUGCUACAACACAAAGCAAGAGGAAGAAAAAUUUCAUGGACAGAUGUGUGAAUAAAGUGAGACUUUGCUAAUGAGGACUGCAAAAUGGCUUUAAAAAUAAACACUGGAAGUGAUUUAAGAGUGUGUAACAAUAGACUGUUUAGCUGCGUUUCCACAUGCUGAUUAAAUCUAAAGGAAGAUAUCAUUAAAUGCGGCAUUGAUUGCAUUUCAGUUAAAACGCCGUUAUUAUAUUUAAAUAUUACAUAUUUAUUGUGUAUGUAUAUGAGCUUGUUCACAGUGCGGCAAGUAGUGACAAUAUUAUGAUCCCAGAUGUUAAUAGUGCAAGUGUUUAUACAUGGAAACUUCAGUUUAAUUGGACUUAUUUCACAUAUGUGAAUCUUAUUUUAAAGUACAAAAAUGUGCACAAUAAUGUAAAUAAUUUGUGUAUGAAAUGUACCAAUAAUUGGUAACUUGAAUUGUGUAAUCUCAAAGAGUGCAUGUGUAAUAUUACAUAUGAAAUGUGACUAGUGAUUACUACCCUGUUAUGUUUUGAGAACAUCACAUGAGGUGGUAAUGAAGAGAAUUACAGUUUGUACAUUGUAGUAUGGCAAAUUGCUUUAGUUACUUUGGCUAAUUAAGAUUUAUGUAACUCACUCUCUCUUCACUCUCUAUAGAAUUUAAAAAAAUGAAUUUAUCGAUGUAUUCUAUUUUAAUUUCUUGCCACUAAAGUAUUUUUGUAAAAUACAAAAGUUCUUAUGAAAUUACUAUUUGCAUAUGUGAUAGCUUAGAUCUUUUACAUGUUAUAAAUAAAAAAAUUAAAUUCAUUCUUAUAUAUUGACGUUCAGUGUAAUAAUUUAUUUUCUCAAAUCGCUGUAUCAAAAUUGUCUUGUACCUUUUAAGUUAUAAUUAAAUUGCUGUACAAAAUUUUACUUUAGAUUUAAAUUUAGUCAUUCACAUGAGUUAACCAUGAUUAUGAUAAAUUUACCUUGUCAUGAUUAUAUAUCUAUGUUCUAGCCUAACCAUAAAAUAAAUGGAAUUAAUCAA
Molecule: messenger RNA, 5311 nt
Organism: Nymphalis io (European peacock)
Lineage: Eukaryota; Metazoa; Arthropoda; Insecta; Lepidoptera; Nymphalidae
Gene: Sarm
Product: NAD(+) hydrolase sarm1
Exons: 13
Coding region: 16-3987 (1323 amino acids)
Biological process (GO): signal transduction; response to axon injury; negative regulation of MyD88-independent toll-like receptor signaling pathway
Cellular component (GO): dendrite
Molecular function (GO): NAD+ nucleosidase activity; signaling adaptor activity; protein binding
Source: RefSeq, a predicted model, not a curated record